Molecule: messenger RNA, 1966 nt
Organism: Girardinichthys multiradiatus
Lineage: Eukaryota; Metazoa; Chordata; Actinopteri; Cyprinodontiformes; Goodeidae
Gene: sirt3
Product: sirtuin 3
Exons: 7
Coding region: 596-1378 (260 amino acids)
Molecular function (GO): NAD+ binding; histone deacetylase activity, NAD-dependent
Source: RefSeq, a predicted model, not a curated record
CACUUUAAGGACAGCAACGCACACUUUAACAGAGAAACUGGUGGCUUCUCUCAGUGUGGGCUGGUUUUAAGAGUUGUUAGGUGGUGUUGAUCUUCCUAAACCAACGGAACCGGAUCCGCACUGAUCCUGCAGGAUGGCUGGGUUAUCUGUAACUGUCAGGCUGUGUUGUUUGGACCGCAGGCUGAGUUCAGGAGCAGCCAGAACGAUCCGUGCAAAAGGUUUCGGUCCAAGAAGCUUGCAUCUGUAUCCGGUUGAAAGUUAAGUAGCUUUGUUCAGAUAUGUCACCUGUUCAGGUGACAUGUUUUUGUAAAUAAACCAGGAUCUGCAUCUGUUUCCUCAGGCUUUUACAAAAUCAAAGCAGAGAAAAAUAGGAAAAGUGUAAUCAACACUGCAGGCUAUCUUUUCCUAAAAAGGCUCCACUCUAAAGCUCCUCUGAAUCCCUGCGAAGUUCAGUGAAGUCAAACAGAAGCCGUUGUUCCAGAGGAUAAUAAGCAGAGGACUUUUCUCUCGUGGUGAAGGUGAAUCUGUGCAGCCACAGACUCUGCAGGAUGUCGCCAAAAACAUCCAAGAGCAGCGGUACAGAAGGGUUGUGGUGAUGGCCGGAGCGGGGAUCAGCACUCCGAGUGGCAUCCCAGAUUUCAGUGUUUUCCGGACCUGCAGGUCUCCAGGCAGCGGUCUGUAUGAUAACCUGCAGCAGUACGACCUCCCGUACGCCGAGGCCAUCUUCGAAAUCGGAUUCUUCCAUCGAAACCCUAAUCCCUUCUUUGCCUUGGCCAAAGAGCUGUAUCCGGGUAAUUACCUGCCAAACCUGACACACUACUUCGUUAGCCUGCUCCACAAGAAGGGCCAAUUGCUUCGGAUGUACACACAGAACAUCGACGGGCUGGAGAGACUGGCAGGAGUUCCUCCGGAGAUGCUGGUGGAGGCCCAUGGAACGUUUGCCACGGCCACCUGCACCUUGUGCCUGCAGAAAUAUGACGGCGAGGAUCUCCGACCGGCAGUGAUGAGCGGGACCGUCCCUCAGUGUCCCACCUGUAAGGGCGUAGUGAAGCCUGACAUUGUGUUUUUCGGGGAGGAGCUUCCACUGCAUUUCUUCAAGUACCUGACAGACUUCCCGCUGGUGGACCUGCUGAUCAUCAUGGGAACGUCACUGGAGGUGGAGCCGUUUGCCAGCCUGGCAGGAGCCGUGCGCAGCACUGUGCCUCGCCUACUCAUCAACAGGGACCUGGUGGGGCCUUUUGCGUGGGGCCUGCGGCCCCAUGACGUCGUGCAGCUGGGCGACGUGGUCGGCGGCGUGAAGACCCUCGUCGACGCUCUCGGUUGGACUCGGGAGCUGGAAGCUCUGAUGGCUGCUGGCAAUCAGAAAGUUUGUUCAUGAUUCUUUUGGGUUUUGUUGUUGGACCCUUGGUCCUGUUAACGAGCUCAGAGUUUUUCAUCUAAGCUGGUUUAGUUCUGAUGUUCAGGUCGUUAUUCAAGAAGCUGAGCAGAAAGCUGCAGAACUCUGUUUUAUUUGCUCCCUGUAACAACUGCUGUUCACUGCUUUCUAUUCUACUGUCUUUACUUUCACUCUUAUACUGUUUUAUUUAAAUGAAAAAAAUCUAAUGUACUUCAUUCAAGUUUCUGUAAAGUUCAGUAAAAUCUAUUAUUUAACCGUCUUGAAUAUGUUCGGAUUUUGUUCUUUUGUUGCCAGGUUUUUUAAACAUCAAGCAACGUUAAACAGGAAAUCAAAAUGUUUCAGCUCCUUCAUCACGGGAAAUGUUUGCAUUUAACAAGCUUUUACUUAAAUACAGACAUUUUAAUAUAAAUGACUGAUCAUUCGUUAAUAAGUCAGAUAAAUGUAUUUUUGUAUUUUAGGCUGUUGGCUUCAAAUAAUUUAACUGUCGAAAUCAAGAAUUUACAGGAAGACGUCACUGUAUGAAAACACAACUAUCGUCUUUUAAAAUAAAUUAUUUUAUCUCUUUCUUUA